CACACUGCGUUUUUAUUCUUAUUUAUUAUAAUCUCUCCCACUUCUUCUUCUUCUUCUUCUUUUCCUCUUCAUCUCUCUGAUCCGUCUCAAAUUUCUUUCUUUUUGUUCUUCUUUCUGCAAUCCCAAGCCCAGAAAAAAAAAACCCUUUUCUUUCUUCAAUUUGGGUUCUGUUUCAGAAUAAAUUUUCUGUAAUUCUCGGAGUUCUCUGACUGGGAAGAGUUUUCAUGUAGGAAAAAAGAAGAAGUAACAACGGAAGCCAUGUAUUUCUUCAACAAGAUACUAGUUGCCAGUUUUCUUGUGUCUUGUUUGUCUUGUUUCUUGUUAGCAGCAGGUAGUAGUAGAUUUCAUGUCUCUGCUUCUUCAGUUCAAUCUAAUGAAUCAACACUAGCUGGGAUUGAAUUCCCAAAUCACCCAAGUUUCAGUACAGGUAGUAGUUCAGAUUGUGAUGAUUUUCAAAUCCCAAUUCCUGAAUCAUCAAAUCUCAAUAAACCACUAGUAAAGCUUCCUCUUAGACAUAGAAGAUCAGUAGCAGAAACCCAGAUGGGGAAAAAGGAUUCUGUUAUUCAUUCCACAAUUAGAGACCUUUCCAGAAUUCAAACUCUUCAUACAAGAAUUUCUGAAAAGAAGAAUCAGAAUAGAAAUUCAAGAUUAGAAAAGAAAGAACACCACCACCACCACCACCACCACCACCAUCAGCAGCAGGAACAAGAGGUAUUAAAUUCAACAGCAGCAGCACCAAAUUAUCAACAACUAACUGCAACACUUGAAUCAGGAGUAAGUUUGGGUUCAGGUGAAUAUUUCAUGGAUGUUUAUAUAGGAACUCCACCAAAACACUACUCAUUGAUUCUUGAUACUGGUAGUGAUCUCAAUUGGAUUCAAUGCACACCUUGUCAUGAUUGUUUCGAGCAAAACGGUCCUCAUUAUAAUCCAUACGAAUCAAAAUCUUACAGAAAUAUCAGUUGUCAUGAUCCAAGAUGUAAUCUCGUUUCAUCACCAGAUCCUCCACAAACUUGUGAUUCCGGCAGCAGCAACCAGACAUGUCCUUAUUACUACUGGUACGGCGACAAUUCCAAUACCACUGGAGAUUUCUCACUGGAAACCUUCACAGUAAAUGUAACAACACCAACUGGAGCAUCAGAAUUCAAAGCAGCUGAGAAUGUGAUGUUUGGUUGCGGGCAUUGGAAUAGAGGUUUAUUCCAUGGAGCUUCUGGAUUAUUAGGCCUAGGCCGAGGACCUUUAUCGUUCUCUUCGCAGCUUCAAUCGGUUUACGGACACACAUUUUCUUAUUGUCUUGUUGAUAGAAACAGCGAUUUGAGUGUUAGCAGUAAACUGAUUUUUGGUGAAGAUCCAAGUCUUUUGAGCCAUCCCAGUCUGAAUUACACUACAUUGGUUUCAGCAACAAGAAAUGACAAAGAAGCUUCUUCUGUCGAUACAUUUUACUACGUCGAAAUCAAAGGCAUCAGGGUUGGAGAUGAAGUGCUUGAAAUUCCAGCAGGAACAUGGGAAUUGUCAGAACAAGGGGCCGGCGGAACGAUAAUCGAUUCGGGCACUACUCUUAGUUACUUUGCUGAUCCUGCAUAUGAGAUGAUAAGGAAGGCAUUUGUGAAGCAGAUUAAGGAGUAUCCAUUGGUGAAGGAUUUCCCUGUACUGGCUCCUUGUUAUAAUGUUUCUGGUGUGAACAGGAUUGAAUUGCCUGAAUUUGCUAUUCUUUUCAAAGAUGGAGCAGUGUGGGAUUUCCCCGUGGAGAAUUACUUCAUUCGACUUGAUCCUGAGGAAAUUGUGUGUCUUGCAAUCUUGGGUACUCCUAGAUCGUCUCUUUCGAUAUUGGGUAACUAUCAACAACAAAACUUUCAUAUUUUGUAUGACACUAAGAAAUCUAGAUUAGGCUUUGCACCAAUGAAAUGUGCUGAUGUUUAAACAUUCAAGAGGAGGGAGGUGCAGCUUUGAUAAUAAGAACAACUCCAUGUACAGAAUACUUCAACUAGUCCAGACGAGAUCCUUCUCUAAAGAGAAGUGACACAAAGAGGAUUUAUGACAAUAGAUUCGUUAUUUAUUUUUUUCUUUCGUUGUUCGAUUUUUAUGUAAUUUUUGUUUUCUCAAUACAACUUAAACUCUCAUAUACAAAAAUCAGACCUAGUCCAACUAAAUUACCAGCUAGCUUUCUUGGUUGUUGUUUCUCCACAUUAUCUAUCACAUAACUUGUUGUUUCUUUCAGCUCCUCCGCCAAAAAAAUAAAGUCAGUAGAAGAUAGUCUAUGUUACUAUAUAUCUUUCCUGCUGCACCUGUAGAAGCUUUGCUGAAGAUUUUGCAUCCAGGUAUAGGGAACACACUUCCUCAAGAUCAGCCUUCCAAGAAAAGAAAAAAGUCGAUCAGGGGAACAGAUUAACAAAGGCCAAAUAUGAUUGAACACAAUAUAUUUGGUGUAGUGGUGCAUACCUUGCGUAUUCCAUCACGACCAUUCAUUCUGGCCACGAUGCUGGCAGGCGAUAAUAGCUGAACAGCAUGCCUGAAGGAGGGGGGGACAAGACAAAAAUCCAUCAACCAACCCACAACAACUAAGAGUAAUAAGAUCUCUAAAUGUACAAGGCGAAUUAAGUUCAAUUGAUGCCAAGCCAAUGUUAGUGGA
Papaver somniferum (opium poppy) is the source of this 2626-nucleotide messenger RNA. Its product is annotated as aspartyl protease family protein 2-like. The coding region runs from base 259 to 1917 and encodes 552 amino acids. The transcript has a single exon. The record is from RefSeq and is a predicted model, not a curated record. Lineage: Eukaryota; Viridiplantae; Streptophyta; Magnoliopsida; Ranunculales; Papaveraceae. Gene Ontology annotation, biological process: proteolysis. Gene Ontology annotation, molecular function: aspartic-type endopeptidase activity.